AUGAUCUUCUCUAUCUUCCUAUUCAUCUCCUUCCUUCCGGACAUAGCAGUUGCCUCAUGUCCUAUAUCCGUAUGUAACUCAAGCAACCCUCGCCCUGAUAUUCGUUUCCCUUUCCGCCUAAGUAACCAAUCCCCAAGCUGUGGCUUUCCAGGUUUUGAUCUCUCCUGCGACUCUCAAAAACAAACGAUCAUCACUCUUCCAUCUUCCGGUGACUUCUCGGUCGAUUUCAUCGACUAUUGGGAGCAAACCCUCUUCAUCAACGACCUUGACAAAUGCCUAACCAAACGUUUCUUCGAAAAUGACUUCAGUCUUGCAGGUUCACAUUUCUCGCUCCCCUUUGAUGCACUUGACCACUUCACAUUCCUCAAAUGCUCCUCUAACAAAACAGUACCAAAAGACAAUCCACCGGUCAAUUGCCUCGGCGAUGAUUACGUCAGCUACAUGGUCAUUGCUGUGUCGACUAGUACUGUAAUGCCGCCGGACUACUACGGCUGCUCUGUGAUUUCGACAGCCGUCGUCGCUCCGAAGUAUCUUGAUGUGGGCGUCAAGUUGGCAUGGAACGAACCUGACUGUAGUUACUGUGAAAGCAAUGGCCUCCUCUGUGAACUGGAGAAUGUUAAAACUUCCAAGAUUUGGUGCUCCUCGCAAACCGGUGCUCUCUCAACAGCUGCGAAGAUUGGCAUAGUGCUAGGCGUGGGAAUUCCGGUGGUAUUGUUCAUACUUUGUUUUUGUGACUGGUCUAGUGGCGAACCCACCAUCACUGAACUAUCCACUAUAGCCACCGGACAAAUGCAGCUUCCGGUAGCCGAAAGGGCACUGGAUCGUCGGACCAUCGAGGCAUAUCCCAAGAUUCAGCUUGGUGAAAGCUUGGAAUUGCUGCCGGAGCCUGAUAAUAAGACUUGUCCAAUAUGCUUGUGUGAUUACCAAGCUAAGGAGAUACUAAGGACCGUCCCCGAGUGCAACCAUUAUUUCCAUGCAGAUUGUAUAGACACCUGGCUUAGAAAGAAUCCCACAUGUCCUCUAUGUCGGAAUUUGCCCAAGAGUUCGGUGACUGAUGAGAAACUCUGUUACUCGGUCAUGCAUGCAACAUGCCCACAUAGUUGCAACCAAUCUCCAACCCCAACAUCUCAGUCCAGUAUUUAUCCAUGA
This is a messenger RNA of Fragaria vesca subsp. vesca, 1149 nucleotides long. RefSeq names its product putative RING-H2 finger protein ATL21B-like. NCBI's taxonomy places the organism in Eukaryota, Viridiplantae, Streptophyta, Magnoliopsida, Rosales, Rosaceae. The transcript has 2 exons. The record is from RefSeq and is a predicted model, not a curated record. Gene Ontology annotation, molecular function: polysaccharide binding. The coding region runs from base 1 to 1149 and encodes 382 amino acids.